This is a messenger RNA of Gorilla gorilla gorilla (western lowland gorilla), 502 nucleotides long. RefSeq names its product PAGE family member 5 (gene PAGE5). The record is from RefSeq and is a predicted model, not a curated record. NCBI's taxonomy places the organism in Eukaryota, Metazoa, Chordata, Mammalia, Primates, Hominidae.
GAUCUCUGCAAGGAGAGGUUGUGUCUCCGUUCUUUCCGCCAUCUUCGUUCUUUCUCACUGACCGAGACUCAGCCGUGAGCGAUAUGAGUGAGCAUGUAACAAGAUCCCAAUCCUCAGAAAGAGGAAAUGAGCAAGAGUCUUCCCAGCCAGUUGGACCUGUGAUUGUCCAGGAGCCCACUGAGGAAAAACGUCAAGAAGAGGAACCACCAACUGAUAACGGUAUUGCACCUAGUGGGGAGAUCAAAAAUGAAGGAGCACCUGCUGUUCAAGGGCCUGAUGUGGAAGCUUUUCAACAGGAACUGGCUCUGCUUAAGAUAGAGGAUGCACCUGGAGAUGGUCCUGAUGUCAGGGAGGGGACUCUGCCCACUUUUGAUCCCACUAAAGUGCUGGAAGCAGGUGAAGGGCAACUAUAGGUUUAAAGCAAGACAAAUGAAGACUGAAACCAAGAAUAUUGUUCUUAUGCUGGAAAUUUGACUGCUAACAUUCUCUUAAUAAAGUUUUA